Molecule: messenger RNA, 1551 nt
Organism: Saccharomyces kudriavzevii IFO 1802
Lineage: Eukaryota; Fungi; Ascomycota; Saccharomycetes; Saccharomycetales; Saccharomycetaceae
Gene: TAF6
Product: TATA-binding protein-associated factor TAF6
Exons: 1
Coding region: 1-1551 (516 amino acids)
Biological process (GO): transcription initiation at RNA polymerase II promoter; RNA polymerase II preinitiation complex assembly
Cellular component (GO): transcription factor TFIID complex; SAGA complex; SLIK (SAGA-like) complex
Molecular function (GO): RNA polymerase II general transcription initiation factor activity; transcription coactivator activity; protein heterodimerization activity
Source: RefSeq, a predicted model, not a curated record
AUGUCUACACAGCAGCAGUCAUAUACAAUUUGGUCUCCACAAGAUACUGUCAAGGAUGUUGCCGAAUCGCUUGGGUUAGAAAAUAUAAAUGAUGAUGUCUUGAAAGCGCUUGCUAUGGACGUGGAAUACCGUAUUUUAGAGAUCAUUGAACAGGCAGUUAAAUUUAAGAGGCAUUCUAAAAGAGAUGUACUCACUACAGAUGAUGUAUCGAAGGCGCUACGUGUUUUGAACGUGGAACCUUUAUAUGGAUAUUAUGACGGCUCCGAGGUUAAUAGAGCUGUAUCGUUUAGCAAAGUUAAUACAUCUGGAGGACAAUCAGUCUACUAUUUGGACGAAGAAGAGGUGGACUUUGAUAAGCUAAUAAAUGAGCCAUUACCUCAAGUACCCCGUCUACCAACUUUUACCACGCAUUGGCUGGCUGUUGAAGGUGUUCAACCUGCUAUAAUCCAAAAUCCAAAUUUGAACGAUAUAAGAGUAUCUCAACCACCGUUUAUUAGGGGCGCCAUUGUCACUGCUUUGAAUGAUAAUAGCUUUCAAACACCUGCGUCGUCUUCGGCAGCAAAUGCUUCCGUGGCGGAUACCAGUGCCUCUCAACAUCUUUCUAACGUUAAACCAGGACAGAAUACCGAGGUUAAACCACUAGUAAAACAUGUACUAUCCAAAGAGUUACAGAUUUAUUUCAAUAAAGUUGUUUCAACUUUGACCGCAAAGAACCAAACCGAUGAAAACGCACAGCAUAUGAAACAAGCUGCUUUGACCUCUUUAAGGACUGACAGCGGCUUGCACCAACUGGUUCCAUAUUUUAUUCAAUUUAUUGCCGAACAAAUCACACAAAACCUUUCCGACCUGCAAUUGCUGACGACGAUUCUGGAAAUGAUUUACUCUUUACUAAGUAAUUCUUCAAUUUUCUUAGAUCCUUAUAUUCAUUCAUUAAUGCCUUCCAUUUUAACGUUGCUAUUAGCAAAAAAGCUUGGUGGAUCGCCAAAAGAUGACUCGCCGCAAGAAACCCAUGAAUUUUUGGAAAGAACAAAUGCACUACGUGAUUUUGCUGCGUCUUUGCUAGAUUACGUUUUGAAAAAAUUUCCUCAAGCUUACAAAUCCCUGAAGCCAAGAGUAACCAGAACAUUAUUGAAGACAUUUCUGGACAUCAAUCGUGUUUUUGGAACCUAUUACGGGUGCUUAAAAGGUGUAUCAGUUCUAGAAGGUGAAUCUAUCAGAUUUUUCUUAGGAAACCUGAAUAAUUGGGCGCGUUUAGUAUUUAGUGAAAGCGGAACAACGUUAGAUAAUAUAGAAGAAUAUUUGAAAGAUGAAACCAAUUCGACUAGAACAAAAUUCACCAAGGAGGAGACUCAUAUUUUGGUAGAGACUGUGAUUAGUGCAUUAUUGGUUUUAAAGAAGGAUUUGCCUGAUUUGUAUGAAGGUAAAGGUGAAGAAGUCACGGAUGAAGAUAAGGAAAAGUUAGUAGAAAGGUGUGGUGUCACCAUUGGGUAUUAUAUCUUAAAAAGAGAUGAUGCAAAAGAUUUAAUUAGCGCAGUUUUCUUUGGCGAGUAA